Molecule: messenger RNA, 3779 nt
Organism: Sorghum bicolor (sorghum)
Lineage: Eukaryota; Viridiplantae; Streptophyta; Magnoliopsida; Poales; Poaceae
Exons: 13
Coding region: 462-3764 (1100 amino acids)
Source: RefSeq, a predicted model, not a curated record
CGCCCCGCCCGCGCCCCGCGCCGGCGCUCGCCCACGCGGACCCCGGUGGAGGCGCCCCGCGCCCGCAGCGAGCCGAGCGCCCGCGCCGUGCCCGCGCCGAUCUCCGGUGGCCGAGAGCCCGCGCCGAUCUACGGUGGCCGCGUUGCUUCAACAGGUGGAUAUGUGAUUGUUGAUGAAAAGUUGCCUAGAUUUGUGGUCCCUGACUUGACUGGUUUCAAGUUGAAGCCAUACAUAUCACAGUGCGCUAGGGACCUCACAGCUUCAACAUCUGCUACUUCAGCAGAAACUACUGAAAACAAGAGCUGAGUUUUAUGUGACUGCUCGUCAAUUUGCCGGAAGUGGCUCAGGGGCUAACAGCGAGGUGGUGGAUCAGAGCUUAAGUUUUAGAUUGGUGCUUUCAAGGUUGGCCAGAAUUUGUUAGAGCACACCCUGUUCCAUCUUGCUCUUCCCGUCUGAUCAGAAUGGAUCCUAUGCAAAAUAAUGAAGGUCGUUCACCGUUUGAAGACUUGACAAACACCACCAAUCUAGGUCACAAGACAACAUCAAAUUCACAGGCACAAGUUGAUGAACGUGUGCAACGUAAAAGGGAAAGAGAAAAAGCACGGCAUGCAUCAAUGACUCAAACAGAAAGGGAUGAAAAAAAUAAAAAAAUAAGGGAAAAGUAUCAUAAAAAAAAGACAGAAACUGAAAUAUCUGUUGCCUCAAUAGGUGUUGGGGUUGAAUCUAACAAGGAAAACACAGAUGCCAUGAGUCUAAAAAGGGAAAGGGUAAAGGCGCGAUAUAUGGCGAUGACUCAGGAAGAAAGAAAUGAAAAAAAUAGAAAGCGUCGUGAACGAUAUCAUCAGAAAAAAUUAGUUGGAUUUCAAACAACCACAGAGAGCACUGAUGGCUAUGAAGAUAGUGAUUGGCUACAUCGAAACGACUCAUACAAUCCCAUGCAGAUUGAUAAAGAUAACACAUGUACCAUUUUGAUUUUUUUGUUCAUAUUACUAAGUAUUUUUUUCUUGUGUUUUUUAAUAUGGAGGCCAAAGUUAAAAUCAUGUUAUUAUAUAUAUGUAGAUGAAUACUCUGAUACAUGUAUAAAUCAAAGUGGCAUGAUUGACAUGACUGAUGCAUCACUUGAUAUAACCACAGGUGUUAUAAAUGCAUCCAGUUCCAUCGAUAAUUUAGUCAUGUGUCCAAAAGAGCGUAUGCGUGAGCUACAUAGAGCACGAAGGGCUGCAAUGUCUCCUGAACAAAAGGCGUUAUUAAAUAAGAGACGACGUGACUUGUACGCACAGAAAAAUGCUGCAAGAAAACUGCAAAUGACUCCACAAGAAAAGAAAGUGAAACGGAAAGAGAGCAAGAAAUACUAUAAUAGGAUGGUGAGGGAAAACCGAGCCAACAAUUUGCAUCCGGACUCAAUUGCCAUGGAGAGCCCUCAGUUCAACCCUCAAAUUAUUUUCCCUGCUUCACCUCAAUCGUCUGAAGCAUCUUUAGAUGAUAUGGAAAUACCUGAAUUCGGCGGCACGCCUGUCCACAUUGCACCAACUGUAGUUCAAAAUCCAGAAGUCCAGACCCCUGAAUUAGUUGCGGCACAGACCAUACAUAGACAUCAAGUGACCACUGGCGAGAGAAAUGCCCUUCUGUCCCGUCGCAAUCGGGUUUUUGAAGCAAACAUUGGAAGAAGCGCUAGAGGUUCUGCAGAUGGAAAAUGCAACGAUUCGAACGGACUGACUCAACCGAGUGUUGUUUGCAACGAUGGUGUCACCCAACAAACUCCAAUUCAAGCAUCUAAUAAUUGUAUAGGCACACAAACACAAUCGUCUGUAGCUGACGGUACCUCUUCAAUGCCUCCAUAUAGUGCACAAGAUCAUACAUCAGACUCUAUGGUCGAGGAUGACUAUGACGAAGAUGUAAUAUUUGAGGAGGACGAGGAAGAGGAUGAGGCAUACUUUUUCGUCGGUCAAGAAGACGAGGAGGAGGGAACCGAUGUCGACACAUAUGAGCAAGAGAAUAGUGAGCCUCAUGUCCCAGAUCCAUAUGACCGGGUCUAUGCUAAUGUCCCGUCAGAGUCCCACAUGUUACCCUUGGUGCCGAACUGCAAACACUGUAAUGCAAAGAAAUUCGAUGGCGAACCCCCUGGAUUCUGUUGUAGGGGUGGAAAGAUUCAUCUUUCAAGUCCCGAGACACCACCAGAGCUCAUGAGGUUGUGGUCAAGCUCGGACGCUGAUGCUAGGCACUUUCGUGCAAACAUCAGAUACUUCAACGGCCACUUCUCUUUCACAUCUUUGUACUGCCAUCUAGAUCGUAUCACCACUAACAUGCGAAUCUGUGGUGUCUGCACAUUUCGUGCCCAUGGUCAGAUUUACCAUAACAUACGAUCAUUUGGUAAAGAGGAAGGUGUCAAAAAAAGACACCUCGAACUUUAUUUUUAUGAUGACGACCCGUCCCUCGAGCAUCGCAUGAGCAAGUGUCGUGAGCAAUGUGCUCAAAAAGACAGAGAAGUUAUACAACAAUUGGUAGGGAUCCUUGAAGGGAAUCCCUACUCUCAGCAACUAAGAAGUAUGGGUCAUGUUGAAAACCUCGAGGAUUACCGAGUUGAGCUGAAACUUGACCAACGCCUUGAUCAAAGAACAUAUAAUGUGCCGUUGACAUCAGAGGUGGCUGCCGUAUGGGUUGAGGGUAGUGAGCGUCACGGCCAAUUUGAGCAUAGUGUUCUCCUCCAAGGGAAGGAUCGGUCUAUACAUGGCAUCCGCUCAUAUAAUGCAUGCUACGACUCACUAUCAUACCCGUUGUUCUUUCCAAAGGGUGAGCUCGGGUGGCACAAUUGCAUUCCAAAAGUGGGUGUAACUAUGGCUCAAAUUGAUCGAGCUCGAGCAACCCGUAAAAGGCGUGCUGAGAAUGGUGACGACGAUGGAGAACCUGUUUCAAAUACAUGUGUCUCAGUGCGCGACUACUAUUGCUACAAGUUUCAGAUGCGGCCAGGGAUAUUUAAUCCAAUACUCUAUGGCCGACGCCUUUUCCAGCAGUUUGCCGUCGACACCUACAUCAAGAUUGAGAGCUCACGUUUAGACUACAUGAGGAACAAUCAGGAUACAUUGAGGGCUGACUUAUACCAAGGCCUCGUGGAUAGCAUGCAUUCGGGUGAAGGGUCUGCUGAGAAUGUUGGACGGCGUACUGUGUUGUCUUCGUCAUUCAUCGGAGGACCCCGUGACAUGAGGCGUCGAUACAUGGACGCAAUGGCUCUGGUUCGAAAGUAUGGUAAACCUGAUAUCUUCCUCACAAUGACAUGCAACCCUAAUUGGGAUGAGAUCAAGAAUGAACUUUACCCAGGCCAGACACCACAGGACCGCCCAGAUCUCGUCACACGGGUCUUCAGAGCAAAGUUGGAUGCAAUGAGAAAAAUGUUGAUGGAGAAAGACAUACUUGGUAAGGUGAAGGCCUACGUAUAUGUAGUAGAGUUCCAAAAGAGGGGAUUGCCGCAUGCACACUUCUUGCUAAUAAUGGAACGAAAGUACAAGCUCACAUGUCCCGAGCAAUAUGACAUGAUCAUUAGUGCUGAGCUACCAAACAAGAAAAAAUACCCUGAGCUAUACAAGAUGGUCACGAAGCAUAUGAUGCAUGGUCCUUGCGGGACGCUUAAUCCAUCCUGUCCAUGCACGACAGGCCGUGGGUCAUGCAAGAACCGUUACCCACGGCCAUUCUGUGAGGCAACAUCACAGGGAAAGGAUUCAUAUCCCAUCUAUCGGCGACGCAAUGAUGGUCGCAUGCUAAAAGUUUGAGGCCACUACUUGGAC